This is a messenger RNA of Pyrus x bretschneideri (Chinese white pear), 2205 nucleotides long. RefSeq names its product protein MICRORCHIDIA 4-like. Gene Ontology annotation, molecular function: ATP hydrolysis activity. The record is from RefSeq and is a predicted model, not a curated record. Bases 1 to 2205 code for a protein of 734 amino acids. The transcript has a single exon. Lineage: Eukaryota; Viridiplantae; Streptophyta; Magnoliopsida; Rosales; Rosaceae. Gene Ontology annotation, cellular component: nucleus.
AUGUCACAAGAAGGUGAAGUUUUGGGAGGUUCGGUGAAGAAGCGGAAGCUGGACGGGGUGGGAUCUGCCGAGGUUCUGAGUCCUCAGCCGCUGCGGCAAGUGAGAGCCCAGCAGAGCUGUAAGCAGUUUUGGAAGGCUGGGGAUUAUGAAGGAGCUCCUUGCAGCGAUAAUCAUACUUCUGCUGCUGGUGAGAUGGACCGUGUUAGGGUUCAUCCCAGAUUUCUGCAUUCCAAUGCAACAAGUCACAAGUGGGCUCUCGGUGCUUUUGCCGAGCUGUUAGACAAUGCAUUGGAUGAGGUUUGUAGUGGUGCUACGUACGUUAAUGUCGAUGUGCUUGAAAGCAAGAAAGAUGGAAGCAGAAUGUUGGUGAUCCAAGAUGAUGGCGGUGGUAUGGAUCCGAAAAAGAUGCGACACUGCAUGUCGUUGGGGUAUUCGGUGAAAAGCAAAGUUGCAAAUACUAUCGGACAGUAUGGAAACGGUUUUAAGACGAGUACUAUGAGGCUAGGAGCAGAUGUGAUCGUGUUUUCGCGCUGCGAAGGAAAAGAUGGAAAAAGCAAUACGCAGAGCAUCGGGUUGCUGUCUUACACGUUCUUGAAGAGCACGGGAAAGGAAGACAUAGUAGUUCCCAUGCUUGAUUAUGAGAAGAGAGGAGGAGGAGCUUGGCGCAAAAUGUUUCGAUCCUCCGAAAGUUCUGAAAGUGAUUGGAAGAAAAAUGUGGAGACAAUAGUUCAGUGGUCGCCAUUUUCAAGCGAAGAAGAGCUGCAUCAUCAGUUCUUAAUGAUUAAAAACCAUGGCACCCAAAUAAUCAUAUACAACCUUUGGGAGGAUGACGAAGAUCAGUUGGAGCUUGAUUUUGACACCGACCCUCAUGAUAUUCAACUCAAAGGUGUCAAUCGAGACGAGAAGAAUAUACAAAUGGCUCAAGAUUAUCCCAACUCGCGGGUUUUCUUGACCUACCAGCACUCGUUGAGGAGCUAUGCAUCGAUUCUCUAUUUGCGGCUUCCCCCUAACUUUCGGAUCACCCUUCGUGGGAAAGAAGUUGAGCACCACAACAUAGUGAAUGAUAUGAUGAUGUCCCAGCAAGUCACGUAUCGGCCAACCGGUGCUAACGGGAUCCAAACAAAUGCAAAUGCGAUUGCUGUUGUCACCAUUGGGUUUGUAAAGGAUGCAAAAUCUCAUAUCGACGUCCAGGGGUUCAAUGUUUAUCACAAGAAUCGACUGAUUAAGCCGUUUUGGAGGCUUUGGAAUGCUGCAGGAAGCGACGGCAGGGGUGUUAUGGGUGUUUUAGAAGCUAAUUUUGUUGAACCAGCUCAUGAUAAGCAGGGGUUUGAGCGUACAACAGUUCUUUCGAGACUCGAGAAACGAUUGAUAACGAUGCAAAAGGAUUACUGGAGUACUAACUGCCACGAAAUUGGGUAUGCUCCGCGACGUAAUAAGAAGAUCAUUAACGACUCUGCAAAUCGUAAAGAAACCAGUCCUGAUCCUCCAUCUAACACGGAGGCUACCAUGUCAGGCAGCAAGAAGAGACCAUUUUCGGGUCGUGAUUCAAUCGCAUUUCAGAGUGUUGGUUCAAAAGCUUCCGAAAGGAUCACCAACGACAGAGUCCAAACCCCCAAGCAAUCUGGGACAUUAGGAUCAUCAAGGUCUUAUGAACCAUCGGCACCACCUUCGGCAGCCAACGUUAGCGGUGCAGGCAUGCAUGUUACCGUGUCUGAUAAGCAAGUGGGUGGCAGACAUCAUGAGGGAUUUGCUGCUAAAGAAGACUCUGCAAAAGAUCGCCCACGUGUUGCAACUCGGUUAUCUUGGGCAACUCGGUUAUCUUCACAUACGGAAGCUACUGAACAAUCUUGUUCACCAAGUAGCCCAGGAGCUAGUUCACUGGACGGUCAUGAUGUCAAUGGUGGGCGUUCCCGCUUGGAGCGUGAUCGAGUUGUAGGGGUGCAGCAAUUGAAAAUAGCAUAUAUCAAACUCAAGAAAAUUUUGGAGAUAAAGGAUCAAAGGUGCAAGUCACUUGAAACUCAGCUCCUAGCGUCACAACAAAAAAUUACAGAAAUGAACAAUGAACAAGAUAACCUAAUUGGCAUAUUUUCCGAGGAGAGGGAGCGUCGAGACAAGGAGGAGAAGAGUUUGAGAGGGAAGCUGAAGGAUGCAACAUAUACCAUUCAACAAUUGGAAAAGCAACUCGAAGCAAUCAAGUCCGCCUAA